Arachis stenosperma is the source of this 1932-nucleotide messenger RNA. RefSeq lists its product as uncharacterized. Lineage: Eukaryota; Viridiplantae; Streptophyta; Magnoliopsida; Fabales; Fabaceae. Bases 1 to 1932 code for a protein of 643 amino acids. The record is from RefSeq and is a predicted model, not a curated record. The transcript is spliced from 2 exons.
AUGGCAGACGAAUACAGCCACGCUCCCUCCGACGUCAACCCACCGGAGAUGGUGGCAAUCAAUGAGGCCCUCAGGGCCGAGAAUCAAAUGAUGGCCGAGCUCCUGCGUCAGAUGGAGCACGAUCACGCGAAAGGCGAACGCAAAAAUGCCGAACAAAAGGAAGACAACAACGAGCACUCCUCCGAGACCAAGCAAACUACUCCCAAAACGACAAAAACCAUAGUCAAAAGAACCAACCCCUUCACAAAAUCAGUUAUGAAUUUCAAAAUGCCCGAAAACCUCACACUACCGUCAACCCUAAAACCUUACCACGGAAUAGGAGACCCGAAUGUCCAUGUAACCAAAUUCUACACUAUGAUGUUCAUGAAUAAAGAAUCCGACCAUAUCCUGUGCCGAACCUUCCCGACCUUCUUAGACGGAGCCGCACUCAUCUGGUUUUCCAACUUGCCCGAAGGCUCCAUUUCAAGUUUUGACGAGUUGGCCGACCAGUUCGUCAACCACUUCACUGCCUCAAAAAUCUAUGUCCAUAACUCAGACUACCUGAGCACAAUUAAACAGGGACCAAACGAAAGUCUAAAAGACUACAUGACCAGAUUCGCAGAAGCAACUAAUGAGAUACCCAACCUGAACCCCGAAGUCCAUCUCCACGCCCUGAAAAGUGGCAUCUGCCCCGGGAAAUUCCAAGAGUCCAUUGUCAUAGCAAAACCUAAAACCCUGGCCGAGUUCCGAGAAAAGGCAACAACCCAAAUCGAGAUAGAAGAAUUCCGAGCACUCAGGAGGGCUGAAAAACCCACACAAAACAGGGAGGAAGACAAGCGAAGCAGACAUCCAACCAGCAGGACAGACCAAAGGCCAUUCAGACUGACACCCAAGUUCGACACAUACACUCCCUUUAACACAAAAAGAGAGGACAUAGUGAAAGAUAUACUACACUCCAAGCUCAUCAAACCACCAAGCAGAGCCGGCACCUACCAAGACCAGAGACACGUGGACAAAUCCAAAUACUGUGCUUUCCAUCAAAAGUACGGCCACACGACGGACGAUUGUGUGAUAGCAAAGGACGUGCUCAAAAAAUUAGCACGCCAGGGACUGCUGGACAAAUACAUCGACACACGAAGUCAAAGGAAAAACACCGAAGGCCUCGGCCACCAACAAAAAACAAUCGACAACCCCCGAGACAAGGGGCGAAAGGUAGAAAAUGAUAACAACCCACCCCGCCGAAUAAUAAAUUGUAUUUCCGGUGGUUUUGCAGGUGGAGGAUGCACGAGCUCGGCACGAAAGAGGUCAUACCGAGCCAUGAUGACUAUGACAGAAUCGGCAAUACCUCGACCGAACAACUCGAACAGACUUGCAAUAUCAUUCAACUCCGACGAUUACAAGGCCACUGACCGAAACCUAGACGACCCUGUGGUCAUUACUGCAAAAGUCGGGGAGCCCUUGGUCAAAAAGAUCCUCAUGGACCCAGGGAGCAGUGCCGAUGUAUUGUUCUACUCAACAUUCCAGAAAAUGAACUUAUGUGACAAACUCCUACAACCGUCAUCCGGAGAACUGGUAGGUUUCUCAGGCAGGCCAUCGUUGAAUGCGUUCAACGCUGUUGUUUCCACUGUACAUUUGUGUGUCAAGUUUAUUUCACAGGACAAUAAGGUGGUGACAAUCCACGGAGACCAGAAGGAGGCCAAACAAUGCUAUAACGCCAGUCUAAAAAACGAACAACCAAAACACCUCGACCAGCAAUAUGUCCAAGCAGUGUAUAACUCAGACCAGCUACCUCCCCUGGCAGACUUGGACCCAAGAACAAACAUCCAAGAACGGCCUAUACCCCUUGAUGACCUCACCAAAAUACAAUUGGCAAGCAACAAAGAUAGAUACACAUAUCUCGGAAACGCACUAAAAGAGGCAGAACAAACUCAACUGGUGGAACUCUUGAGAUAA